AUGAUCGAGGACGCCGAGGCGCGAGGGUAUUUAAGGCCACAUACCGGGAGCGUCCUGUUUGAGGGCACGGUCGGGAGUACGGGUAUUAGUCUGGCAACGGUCGGAAAGGCAAAGGGAUACGAAUCACACAUUAUCAUGCCGGAUGAUGUGGCUAUUGACAAAGUGCUCAUUCUCGAGCGUCUUGGAGCUACAGUCGAGCGUGUUCGUCCCGCAAGUAUCAUUGAUGAGAACCAGUUCGUCAAUGCGGCCCGGAGGAGGGCACACGAAUUCGGCAAUAUCGAUAUCGUAUCGGAUGACGAGGAGCUGGUAUCAACCCAGGCGACCGAGAGUGAGAGACGUUCACGCCGCUCCUUCGACGCCGCUCGGCGCGGUUUCUUCGCCGAUCAAUUCGAGAACGAGUCCAACAUGAUGGCACAUUUCGAAGGUACGGGACCCGAGAUCAUCCGCCAAACAGGGGGACGAUACGAUGCCUUUGUCUCGGGUGCCGGAACAGGUGGAACCCUCUCUGGAACGGGACGCGCUCUGAAAAUGGCCAAUGGAGAAUGUAAAGUCAUCCUGGCCGAUCCGGAGGGAAGUGGGUUAUUCAAUCGCGUCAAGUAUGGUGUCAUGUUUGCCCCCCAAGAAAGCGAGGGCACGAAACGCCGGCACCAAGUCGAUACCAUUGUCGAGGGUAUUGGGAUUAAUCGACUGACCCGCAAUUUCGAGGCUGGCGAGCGCUUGAUCGACGACGCGUACAGGAUAUCCGACCUCGAGGCGGUCGCCAUGUCCCGAUACUUGGUGGACCAUGACGGCCUGUUCCUCGGUUCCUCGAGCGCGUGUAAUCUUGUCGCAUGUGUGCGGCUCGCAAAGCGUCUUCCCAAGGGGUCUAGGAUUGUGACGAUUCUCUGCGAUUCGGGGGCACGGCACCAGUCCAAGUUCUGGAGCGACGAGUAUUUGGCGCAACAUGGCAUCAAGGUCGAUGUGGGCAUUGUCGAGCGGUUGAUCAAGGCGUAG
This is a messenger RNA of Cutaneotrichosporon cavernicola, 993 nucleotides long. RefSeq lists its product as uncharacterized. Gene Ontology annotation, cellular component: cytoplasm. The record is from RefSeq and is a predicted model, not a curated record. NCBI's taxonomy places the organism in Eukaryota, Fungi, Basidiomycota, Tremellomycetes, Trichosporonales, Trichosporonaceae. The coding region runs from base 1 to 993 and encodes 330 amino acids. The transcript has 2 exons. Gene Ontology annotation, biological process: L-cysteine biosynthetic process.